Messenger RNA from Ictidomys tridecemlineatus (thirteen-lined ground squirrel), 8810 nucleotides. It is a transcript of the gene Mindy2, whose product is annotated as MINDY lysine 48 deubiquitinase 2. Gene Ontology annotation, molecular function: cysteine-type deubiquitinase activity; cysteine-type carboxypeptidase activity; K48-linked deubiquitinase activity. Gene Ontology annotation, biological process: protein K48-linked deubiquitination. Gene Ontology annotation, cellular component: cytosol; cell periphery. The record is from RefSeq and is a predicted model, not a curated record. NCBI's taxonomy places the organism in Eukaryota, Metazoa, Chordata, Mammalia, Rodentia, Sciuridae.
GCUGUCAUGGCGUCGGAGGCGCUGGCUGAGGAGUGCUGGCUGCGGUCUCUAUAGAGCCAGGGGCGGGCGGCCGGCCGGGUAUGGAGAGCGGCCCCGAGAGCCUGCUGCCGCUAGAACACGGGGUGGCGGCCGCGCCAGGGCCGGGAACAGGUACUCCCCCAGAAGGACUACAGGAGACCAGGCUUGCCUCUGGAGAUGGUCCUGGAGUACGGGCGGCGGAGAACGGCAGCGGGAAUGGGCAGGGGGCGGCGACUGCCAGAAGCCCCCCAGACUCCGCUUCUCCCGCGGGCUCUCCUCAGACUCCUGGACUCUGCAGCUCCUUCCCGGGCUUGGACUUGAAGGAGAGCGUUUUGGAGCGUCCUGCUCCCGCGAAGGCGCCUCUGAGAGGGCAGCACAAGGUGACCGCCUCCCCCGAGACAGCCGAGGCCGUUGCGGGCCUUGGUUUGGGUCCGGCCGGAGACUCGGGGCCCCGCCUGGAUCCUGCUGACACCUGCCGAGCAGAACUGGCGGCCGCUGGCUCCGAGGAGCCCCGUAGCGCUGGCGGCCUCAGCAGCAGUUGCAGCGACCCGAGCCCUCCUGGGGAAUCGCCAAGCCUGGACUCCCUAGAGUCGUUCUCUAACCUGCACUCUUUCCCCAGUAGCUCCGAAUUCAAUAGCGAGGAGGGAUCAGAGAACAAGGUUACAGAGGAGGAGGAAGGCGCGGCAGUAUUGCCUCGGGCUGCCCCUCUGUGCAGAGAGGAGGAGGAGGACACCGCUCAGGUGUUGGCAGCCUCGAAGGAACGCUUCCCGGGACAAUCUGUGUAUCACAUCAAGUGGAUCCAGUGGAAGGAAGAGAACACACCCAUCAUCACCCAGAAUGAGAAUGGACCCUGCCCAUUGCUGGCCAUCCUCAAUGUUUUGCUUCUGGCCUGGAAGGUGAAACUUCCACCAAUGAUGGAAAUCAUAACUGCUGAACAACUGAUGGAAUAUUUAGGAGAUUACAUGCUUGAUUCGAAGCCAAAAGAAAUUUCAGAAAUUCAACGUUUAAAUUAUGAACAGAAUAUGAGUGAUGCUAUGGCAAUUUUGCACAAACUUCAGACAGGCCUGGAUGUAAAUGUCAGAUUCACUGGUGUUCGAGUGUUUGAAUAUACACCGGAAUGCAUAGUGUUUGAUCUUCUUGAUAUUCCCUUGUACCAUGGGUGGUUAGUGGACCCUCAGAUUGAUGACAUUGUAAAAGCUGUUGGUAACUGCAGCUACAACCAACUAGUGGAGAAGAUCAUCUCUUGUAAGCAAUCAGACAAUAGUGAGCUGGUUAGUGAAGGCUUUGUAGCUGAGCAGUUUCUAAAUAAUACAGCCACUCAACUGACAUACCAUGGAUUAUGUGAACUAACUUCAACCGUUCAGGAAGGAGAACUUUGUGUGUUCUUUCGGAAUAAUCAUUUUAGCACCAUGACCAAAUACAAGGGUCAACUGUAUUUGUUGGUAACAGACCAGGGAUUUCUUACUGAAGAAAAAGUUGUUUGGGAAAGCCUGCACAAUGUAGAUGGUGAUGGAAAUUUCUGUGACUCAGAAUUUCAUCUUCGGCCUCCUUCAGAUCCUGAAACUGUAUACAAAGGACAACAAGAUCAAAUAGAUCAGGACUAUCUUAUGGCAUUAUCUCUACAACAAGAACAGCAGAGUCAAGAGAUGAAUUGGGAACAAAUCCCAGAAGGAAUCAGUGAUUUGGAACUAGCGAAGAAACUUCAAGAGGAAGAAGACAGACGGGCUUCUCAGUACUACCAGGAACAAGAACAAGCAGCAGCAGCUGCUGCUGCUGCUACUACUACUGCUAAUACACAGGCCCAGCUGGGCCAGCCGGCACAAGCCUCUCCAUCAAGUGGAAGACAAUCUGGGAAUAGCGAACGGAAACGAAAGGAACCUCGAGAAAAAGAUAAAGAAAAGGAAAAGGAAAAGAAUAGCUGUGUCAUUUUGUAACAAGUACUAGAUUCUGUUGGAAUCACCUAUAUGUGUUGAGAAACAAGACCACAUGAGGAAAGGAAGAAAAACCGAUAAUACCGUCUGUGCCUGAUUUCCCAUUGGAUUUUGUUCAUGUUUUUCAGGGGAAAGGUUGUUACUUUGUUACAAUCAGACUUCUUGAAGUCACACAAUAUACUCUUUAUGAGCUGGAGUUUCAUGUUACAAGUUGGAAAUGCUGUGUUGUCAUUCAUGAAGAAUACUGCACUUGUAGCCAAAUAAGCAAAUCACAGCAAAUUUUGUGUCAUAGUGACAUUCAUAAUUCAUAUCAGUUAGUAAGCUAUUUCAUCUUCUAACAAUGAAUGGAGGUAUUUGAUUUAGUUUGAUUCCUUCCUGAAAUCUAAGUAUUAGCACAAUAGUUUCUGAAAUUUUUGCAACCUUAAAUUAUGAUCUAAUCCAUGAGAAACCAGGGGUUUAAUAUGGAAUUUAAAAAUAAAUAAAUAAAUAAAUAACAGGAAUAAAUGAUCCUUAAUUGUAUAUUGAACUAAUUCAGCCCUUGAACAGCUUUACCUUUCUUUAAUAAUGUACAUUUUAGAUAUUAAGAACAAAUAAUGGAGCUUGGAUUUAAUUUAGAUAGAAAAAAAAUAAAGAUUUGUAUUUCUUUUCCAAUAGCAAAAAAAAAAAAAAAUUAUAUAACACUAAUACUUACAACCUGUCCAAAUCACAUAUUAAUGACUUUAUAGUGUUGUGAAAUUUUGAGGAAUUUUUAAGUCGUUAAGUAGGUAAUCUGGACCAUACUUACUAUUUAUUAACCAUGUGACAAGUGAGUUUAAGGAGGAAACCACAGUGGAUGCUAGGCCUUGUAAAUAUGAGAGUGUAGGAAAGUAGAUAGUUCAUUGUCUACCUUUUUUUAGAAUUGCCUUGAACCUUAAAUUUUAAAUCAUGUUUAUUACUAGAAAAUUAAAUUAUUAAAAAACCAACAAAAAAAGCACAUUUCUAUAAGAAGUAAAAGAUAAUCUCUGAGUCUAGUGAAAAGACAUUAAUAAAAAUCAGAGUAGAUAAGAGUUUAGAGGAAUUUAUGUAAAAGCAAGCAGACUUUUUAACUUAUGAGAACCAAAUAAACAUAACACAUAGUGUUUAUAGAAUUCAGAAAAAAUAUUUAUUUAACUUUAUUAUGAGGCAACACAUAUUUUCCUGUAUUUCUAGAUAUAGUUUGGACAACUAUCCUUAAUAGUCCUUUUUAUAUGCUUUAUAUUUAAAGUUUGUUUUUAGUCAUUUUUGAAAAAAAAAUGCUGCUGCAAAUAGUAUAUAAUUUACAUUCUAAGCCUCAAAAAAUGUGUUUAUUUAGGAACAUCAUAACAUGACCUGAGCAUCCACUUGGAGAGUAUUUCUUGUGGUUUGAGGUGACAAAAUUUUGACUACAAAAAAAAGUGAUCUAGAAUUUUUUUUUAAAGUUAUAUCAUUUACUUUCUCUGUGAUCCAAAACCAGUUAUAGAAUGACUCUAUAUGUAAAAACUAAAAUCUUAUUUAUGGAAGGAAUUAUUCUGAGGGGAAAUAAAUCCAGGGCCAAGCAUAUCUUUUACAUCCUUCUAUUUUGCAUGUCUAUUUGUGUUACAUAAUUUGUUAUUUCUUCAGAUUUCCUAUUCUAGAAUGAUAAAUCAUCAGAGAACCUGUUUGGGGUAUAAAACUUGGAUACAAAAUAUUUGGUGAGUCUCUUGAUUGUAACCCAGAUAUCUGGACAUUGGUAAAGUAAUCAGAUAUACUAUAGAACUUUACAUUGGCUUAAAUAGGUUGGUCUUAAUCUGAGUUUACUCUUGAUAUCAUUCUGUUGGUUGAAGGAGAAAACUCAAACCUCAAAGUUUGUUCUUCUCAGAAUAAAUAGUAGUGACAGUGCAUUAUAUUUUAAUAAAAAAAAACUUGAUAAUUUACAAAAGUAUAUUUGAGGCAUAUUUUUCCAUAAUUAUAUACUUAGCUAUUUAUUACCCUUGAAGAAUAUAUGUGUAGAAGUUAUUUUUCUGUUGUUUGUUCCUAUCUUCUUAAUUUGUUCCAAAGAUAAUACUGCCAUUCAGCAUUCCCUCUAGAAGAAAAAAAAAAAUCACUCAAAACCAGCAAUGCUGCUAUAAGUAGAUGUCAAUGUGUACUUACGAGAAAAAUUUUUUAAAAAUGCAGUGUGUUUGUUAAUUCAGUCUUUUUCUAUGUAAUAUUUACAAAUCAAACUUUAUUACAUUCCUGGAAUUCAGUUUGAUAUACCAAUAGUAAUAAUGAUUAAAUAUUUACUUUGAUUACUGUGAGGGAAAAUUAAAUGUUCAAUUCUAUUAAAACAAACUUGUCAAAGAAACUGCUCUCCUUGCAAAUAUAACCUUAAAGGUUACAAAGAAUCUAGAGCAAUUGUGUCUUUCUUUUAUUUUGCUCCAGGUAACAAAUUAUAUAUUCAGGCAUUUCAUUGCUGGUUUGCAUUCAGAAGAAUUUGAUGUUAGUAUUUUAAAGCAGUUUUUUUCCACAAUAUUUUUUAAUACUUGAAAUUGUUACAUAUACACUGCUACUAGAAAUUAGAAUUUAAACCUUUUUGAUUUUAGUAUUUAUAGAGUAGAUCAUGGGCACAUUUGAAUCAACCAAAUCACUGUUAGAGCUAGUAAAAGAGGCAGAUGAAUGAAUGGCUGUGGUCACCAUUUUUUCCUCUUGCUUUUGAAAAGAGUAUUCCUUACAUUUUUAUUAACAAUAUGAGCAUUUUCUUGUCAAAUCCCAUUGCAUCAACAAUGCUGUGAUUUACAGUAGUUUAUUGAUAUUUACAAGCACUCAUUGCAUGUGCACAUGUAUGUGUAUUUCUGAAGCAAGACAGCUUCUCAAAGCAAUUUGGGAACUUUCCCUCAAAUUUUAAAAUCACCAUUUUAAGAAUAUUUACACACCUGGACUGGGAAUAUGGCUCUACAGACUCUCUAUAGACUGGGAAUAUAAUGUUGGAACAUGCAUGAGGACUGGGGUUCAAUCCCCUGCACUACAACAAAAAAGGAAAAGAAAAAAUAUACACACACGGACAUAGACUGAACAGGAUAGUAUAAAGCAACUAAAAUUGACAUGAGUUAUAUGCCCAUCCAGUGUACUUAGGUAAAGAAACUUCCAUGUUUCAAGGUCAAGUUAGUAUUUGAAUGAAGCAGAGAUUUAAAUUUAGGAUUAGCUUUUGGAAUGUAUCUUGUUUUUAUUGUCUUAUAUUUCUUGCACUUAUCUGCUUUUCCCAUAUUAUGUUUUGAUUUCUUCCUCAUACAUCUUGAUCUUGGUUUAACAAAGCAAGUUAAUAUCAGAGAUUAACUGACUGAAUUCAACAUUAACCAUUUUGUACUUACACAAAACCUUCUUAGUAUUUUGUUUUCAAUGAAUAACAAACUAAGUUAACUUAAGAGAUAAGAGAUCUUGAAAGGUUAGAAGGCAAAUAGUUGAGAAUAGUUGUGGUCCCUACAUUAAUGUUGGCAUAUGCAGCAGAUAGUUGUAAAAUCCUGCUGAAGAAAAAUUAAGGCAAGAAUUUUCAGAAUUGCCCUCAAAACAUCUCAUUUAUUUAAAUUACCUUUUAAAAAGCAGUUUUGUAGUUUUGCUUAACAUUCUUAUUCAUUGUAUCAGUUACUUUAAAAUAUGAUGGAAAGCUUAUAGGUUUUACCUAUCACAGUUCUUAGGCAUGCUGGAAACUUACUAAUGUUUAAUAAAAUAAUCUGAAGGCCCUAAAGACAGUCCAAAAUUUUGUAUUUUAAGGAACUGGAUAUGUAGAAUUCUGGAUCAUUUUGUAUUUAAAAAUCUAACUUUUUGUCUUGCCUUGAGCAAAGUUUCUGUGCCUCAGUUUACUCUUUAAAUAUGUAGAGAAUGCCCUUUCUCACUCACCUUCUCUCACUUUCUCACUCUCUUCUUUGUGCUUCACACUCCUGAAUAAAGGGCAUAGUAUAAGCACAAAAUAUUACUUAAAUUAUCACAGAUAUUACACAUCUUGGUUCUUGGAUGUGCAGACUUUUUCCAAUGACAAGUCCUUUUUAAAAAAUACUGUCAAAAUUUGUUGAAUUAUCUUGUCUUUGAGUAUCGCAUCAUGUUUCCAAAAUGUAUUUUGCAGUUGCUUUCCUGUUCUGUAGACUAGUGUCAAAAUCAAGAGUAUUUGGGAACUAUAAAAAGCAUUUUAAAACCUAUUUUUUUCCAAUAUUUUUCACAGAUCUAAAUGUUUAGAUUAUCUUUGCUUUUUCCUCUGUGUUAUAAAAUGCUGUCACAUUGCUAAUACAUAUAAAAGUUUUUUGCAUGGGUGAAAUUGAUUUAGAUCUUUCAAAUACUAUAAUUUUAGGGAUAUUGAAGUUACUUGUGUUUUUUUAGUGUAAUAUGUGCAUUUGAGAAUGUGCAAUUAAAUUCAUUCUGAAAGUGAAAAUAGUAAAGAAACUCAUUGGAAUUUUAGAGUACUUAGUUUCUCUGAUAGUUUGGUGUCUUUUGUUACUGAUGUUCAACACUUCUAAAACUAUUAGGAAAAUAUUAUGAGGAAUUGAAGUUAUUUUUCUCAGGUAACAGUUUAAAAUAUACUAAAUAUUAAAAUUAAAGGCUUCCUGAACAAAAUAUAUUGCAAAAUAUAGGAUGAAUGUGAGGGCAAAUUCAUGUUGCUAGAACUUAUUUUGAGGAUCUAUGUAAAUUUUAAUUCAUGCAUGUCUCUUAGUUAGUCUUGAUGUCUUUGCCAUUAGAAAAUAGAAUUUAAUAAACUGUUAUAUACAUAUAUAUUUUUACAUGAAGGAUUCUAGUUUCUAAUUUCUUCUGAUCUCAAGAAAAUCUUUAAAAAAAAACAAAACAGGGUAAAAUUUUCAAACUCUUGCCUCAAGUUCAGCUUUGUCCUGUUGUUCUGAGAAAGGAGGAAAUUUAGACUUGUCUAACUAGGAGAUAUUUUUUAGGGCAUGGUACCAUCCCAAGUAGGGUGUUAAAAUACUAUGACAUAAAUAUAAAAUCCAAGCUUUGAACUACAGUGGAUUUAAACAAUAAAAAAAGAAAAUUCUACAGUAAAUCUUCUACUUCACCUGAUAUUCUAAGAAUUUCUUUAAACCAGUUAAUUUGUCACUGGUAGCUUUACAAACUUUAUACCCAUGAGCAUUGUCCUUUGAGAGACAAGGAUGCCUUAUAAAUAAGAGGAGCGCAAAUCAAAAUUCUUUGGAAGGUGAUCCUUUGGAUAAAGUAGAUAUUUUACAGUUGUAAAAAGAAAAUCAUGAAACUGAAAUGACCAUUUAAAUUCACAAAUCAAAACCAAUCCAGUUGUGCAUUGUAGUUGAAGUAACUUACAAAGCAAUUAUAACUAAUACAAUGUGUUUUAAGACUGAGAUUGGUAUUUAAUCUUUGAAGAUUGUCUCAAUUUUGUCAAUGUUUUUGUUAUUCUUUUUUACCUAUUGUAUGAAGUAACCAUUUUUCAGAGUACAUAGAAUAUCUUAGCUUUGUAGAUUUUUUUUUAAAUGGGGAAUUGAAAAGUCUCCAUUGUCUUUUGUUUUGCUGUUUUCCUCAAUAAAAUGACAACUAUUGUCAAAGAUCCACAUAUAACAAGUAAGACAAUACGACAGAAGAUUGGUGUAUGAUUACAUUCAUAGUAGCAAAAUCGAUUAUCUUUGCCUAUUAAACUUUAGAGGUACUCCAAAAGUCAUUUCCUAAUGCUAGCUCAUGUGAAUCUUUUCUUGAAUUGUGCAGAAUAAUUGAAUUGAAAAAUAUUUAAGGGAAUAGCAAGUGAAAUGGAAUAAUGACUGAAGAAAAGUUGUAAUCUUGAAAUAUAGCAAAAAAAAGAGAAACAAGUUUUCUUCUUCCACUUUAGUGUUGGACUAAUUGGGUCAAAAAUUUGUUAUGAAGGCCUAAGGGUAUGGCAAAUGGUAGAGCACUUGUCUACCAUGCAUAAGGCCCUGGGUACAAUCUCCAGUACCUGUACCAAAAAAAAAAAAAAAAAAAAUUCCCAUGAGGAGCUGGUAGUAGAUCAGUGGUAGAGCACUUGCCUACCAAGCAAAAGGCCCUGGGUUCAUCCCUAGUAUCCCCAGUACCACACACACACACACACACACACACACACACACACACAAAUAUAUAUAUAUAAAAUUUGCUUUGACAUACAGAUUUUCUUUGUGCCAGCUAAAAUUGGCCAGUUGAAAAAGAGUUCCUUCUCAAAGAGUUUAAAUAUACAUAUUAUGUUUGAGUGCUUUUUUUCCUCCUCCUUUCCCUUUCUAUCUUAACACUUUUUCUCUUUUUCUGCUUUUGAAAUAAUUCAUCUAAGCCUGGCCCAGGGCACAUACGUAUAAUCCCAACUAAUGUGGAGGCUGAGGUAGGAGAAUCACAAAUUAAAGGCCUGUAUGGCAAUUAGCAAGACCUUGACUCAAAAAAAAGGGAUGGGGAUGUAGCUCAGUGGUAGAACAUCCCUGGAUCCAAUUUCCAGCACCAAUAAAUAAGUAAAUUUGUUUUGCUUUAAUUCCAAUUCAAUAAUAAUAAUAACCCUAGAAAUUAAUAGGAAAGAGGAUCAAAAUACAUUGUUUGAAUAAGGACAUUUACCCAACUUAAUGUUGAACUGAUUUCUAUGAAAUAAAUGUAUUGUUUUCAAUGCUAAUUAUGCUAAAACUACUUAACUAUGUUUUAACAAGUUUAAAAACUUCCAUUUUUAGAUGAUACUCCUAAAAAAGGCAUAUUGUAUAGGUGGGAAAGUAUAAAAUAUUUAUGACAGAAUUAUUCAGUAUUAUUCAACAUUUAAUUUCAUGUCUGUUGUUGUACCACAAGUGUAGUGUUGUUGUUGGAUUAAAAUGUUGGGUGUUUUUGUUAUUAUGCUUAAAACUGUAACCAGUGAAUAACACCUGUAGUAUUUUUUAUUAUAGAUUAUAUUUUAUUUCAAUAAACUUUGAUAUUUAGACCAAA